This is a messenger RNA of Schistosoma turkestanicum, 1766 nucleotides long. Lineage: Eukaryota; Metazoa; Platyhelminthes; Trematoda; Strigeidida; Schistosomatidae. The record is from the annotation of a GenBank genome assembly.
UUUUCAGCCACAUCUUAAGGUCUUCGUGUUACUGCGCUAACAUCAAUUUCCGAUCUACGUUGCAGCAAAGUAAUGAACAGUAGGUUUGGCCGCAAGAAGUCGAAAAAUCCCCCGUAUUUUUCUCAUGAGUUUAUUAUCACAAAUCAUGGGGACAUUGUUAGCGUUUUGGCAAUGAUAAUCAUCGUUGGUUUACUGCACAAGGGGACUCAUGUUUUGUCUUCAUCGUUCAUAUUCAUACAGUACAAUAACACCGAUGAACACCAAGAAAAUGCCUUAUUAUACAGUCCAGGAGCAAAAGAUUUAUGCGUAAUAUUUUUUUACACCCUAAUAUGUAUCGUGUGCCAUGCUGUACUUCAAGAGUAUAUUUUUGACAAAGUGACUCGAAAGUUAAGUUUGACAAAGGUCCGACUAGCUAAAUUCAACGAAUCAGCUCACCUUGCAUGCUUUUAUGCUUUGUCCACAGCUUGGGCCGUUUACAGUAUUAUUAAUGAAGGUUUUAUAGAAAACUUGAGCAGUCUGUGGGAUAAUUAUCCCCAAAGGUGGUUGCCAUUUUGGAUUAAGUUGUUUUUCGUCACUCAAAUUUGCUAUUGGCUUCACGACUAUCCGGAGCUAUAUUUCCAACGUGUCAAGAAUGAACUCAUACCUGCACGACUUUUACAUGCAACGAUAUAUCUUCUCGGUAUUUCUUUGGCUUAUGUUGGAGGAUUGACCAAAUUAUGUAUGGUUAUUCUCAUUCUUCACUACAGUACUGAUUUCUUCUUGCAUGUUUCUCGGGCAUUGCACCUUUCGGAGUACAAAUUUGCAUCCAUUGGCUUUACCAUAUGGAAUUUGACUUUUAUACCGGUGAGGAUGGCAUGCGUGAUACUUGGUUUUCUUACUUUGCACCAUGGUCUAGGAAAAAAUUCGAUAACGUUGGUCGAUAUUACCGAGGGGAACUUCAACACUCCGUCCAUAAGGAUUGCUGCAAUGCUAUUUUUCUUCACUGCACAAGCUUUAAUGGUGUGGAAUUUCAUAACUUUUCAUCAACGACAUCGUAGAGAUAAACAAUAUUCACAUACUACUUCUAAGAGUUGGUUCUUUAGUAGUCACGAUUCUGCGCAACGGAAAAAGGAUAAGAAAAAAGUUAAACGUGACGAUGAAGAUACAAGCGAUCAAACAGAAACUGAUCAGAAUAGCCAACAAAAAGAAUUAAAACGACGCAAACCAAUUAAAAUGCGUUCUUCAUAGUAGUUAGUAAUCUCUUCUUCUUAUUAUUCAAAAAAAAUAUACUUUUUUUUCUCCUCAUCUAUAAAAUGGCCUUCUUUGUUUCUUUCUAUACUUUCAUUCAUUAACAAAAUAAAAAGUGAAUAUUAUUGUACUGUACAAGUUGUGUAUUGUGUGUAUGAUUUGGUCUAUUUUAAUUUUUUUUGCCUUCUCUCUCACUUGUAAAUUGUUGAUUAUUAUUUCCAUUGUUUUAAGAAUUAAAAAGAAAAUGUUUGUGUUACAUAAUAAUUGGAAUGAAUGCAACAUCAGGAAUGCUUAUUUACUUAUUUUUUUUUUAAUGUCACAUUAUGAUGUGAUGUUAUUAUCAUCAUCAUCAUCAAAAAAUUAAGCUCCUUUUCUUUUUUGAUUAUAGUUUUUCUCUACAAAAUCAUCUCUUCAUUUCUUUUUUUGUUUGUGUGUGUGCUGGUUAAAUAAAUUGAAUGGAUUAAUUUCUUCUUUCUAAACCAAAUUGUAUUAUAUUCAAAGUUUAAAUAUUAUAAAAUCUUACAAAAUUUGGUGAUUCA